AUGAAUCAGAGAAAGCAGUCUUGCUUCCCCACAUCCCCAGUAAGCCGGUCAUCCUCGUUCUCCAGGCAGCCCCCCCGUGUCCUCAUUGUGGACACAUCACCGCCCUGGUGGUCAGAGACACGCUCUGUCAUCUGUGAGGCACUGGAUAACUUCUUGGCCCUGGCUAGCAGUCUGGAGGGGCCCAGUCGCCUGCCCCUCCUUAGCCUCUAUGCUGUCAGCUUGCAGCAGGAAUGCCUUUUGCCAUUUGUGCAGGUCAAAGGGAACUUCGUGCGCCUGCAGUCUUGUGUGGAGGAACUGCGCUCCCUGCCCAAAGAGGGGUGCACCGGUCCUCGGGGAGAUCUCCUAAAACAAGCGGUGCUGGACGGCCUGCAGCAGUUUAAGCAGUUUGUGCGUCACGCCGCAGCCACGAGUAACGUUAACAGUCACUCUGUGGAGGUGACCCUGUUGACCGGUCGGCCAGGCAGAGCAGUGGUCAGGCAGCUAGAGGAAAGGCUAAAGGACUCUGACCUGGUGAGUCUCAGACGACUGCUAGUGGUCCAUAUUGCCGUGGAGCAGAACUAUCCAGAAAGGGAGUCAGCCUGGAGUCAAGAGGGUCUCUCCACUGGAGGGACAGAUGACCCAGAGGAGAACCUAAUGUUGCACACAGUCGUGGACUUGCAGGUGGUAGAGAACUGCGUGACUGCUGUGGAGAAUGUUUUGAAGAUGUGGCUUCAUGAUCAAGGUGGGGACAGAGAGCACCUCCACCUCCUGCUCCCUCCAUCUCUCCAGGAUUUUGGACCAGAUCCAAACCCUGGACGCAGACCCAUCCCUGUCUGUCUGAAGUGUGACAUGCAGGAGAGACUCCUAAGCCCCGCUCUCCUAUCCGGCAUUCCAGUUCUUGGUACCAAAACGGAGAGUUUGUGGGAUUUCCAUCCUUCCGUCACGAGCUUGACCAAUCAGAGCCCUUCGCCACAGCGUCUCAGAGUCAUCAAGGCUCUGCGUGCAGAGGGUGUGUGUCAGUCCGUGCUCUACGGCCUGCCUUUGGUCAUCCGAUCCACGACCUGCUGGCAGCUGGACUGGGACGAGUUAGAAACCAAUCAUCAAACCUUCCAUGCUCUCUGCUACACACUCAGAGCCCGUGACUGGUUCCUGUUGGUGCGCUCUGAGCCAGACUCGGGUUGUAGCACUGGGGUGUUCUCAUAUUACCUCCUCCAGUCCUCUUCCUCGCUCUCUCUGCUCCUCAAACCUGUGCUCACACGUGAACUCCUGCUGUCCUCCUCCACGCCUGUCUCCAACGAGGACCCUCCAGCCAGCGCUCUCACAAAAGUCCAGAGUUCCCUGGACCAGUUAGAAGAGGACCCCAUGUUUAACCCACUGUGUCUGAGCACUAACCUGUACCGUCACCUAAAGAUGAGAGGCCUAGCUCAACGACGUGGUCACCCUUACGGUCAAAACAACCGGACUCAAAAUCAGAGUCGCCCUCAGCGCAGGGACUCCCUCCAGCCACCAGAGGGCUCUACUUCUCGUCAGUCUCAGGGUAGAGUCAGGGCCACCGUGGCCCCGCUCCCCUCCGCCGCUGCAACCAGACUGUCUCGCCGCCCUCUGACCCUGAGCCGUUCCCGCCCACACGGCCCCUCCCCUGUCCUUGACGACACGGACGACUGCCACAGUGACGUGCAGUUCUCGCCUGUGUGA
Molecule: messenger RNA, 1674 nt
Organism: Chanos chanos (milkfish)
Lineage: Eukaryota; Metazoa; Chordata; Actinopteri; Gonorynchiformes; Chanidae
Gene: m1ap
Product: meiosis 1 associated protein
Exons: 9
Coding region: 1-1674 (557 amino acids)
Biological process (GO): spermatogenesis; male meiosis chromosome separation; meiosis I
Source: RefSeq, a predicted model, not a curated record